AUGAGUAAUCCGAUUGGAGAUAAUGCACAAUCUGCUCAAGAUGAAAAGGACCAUGAAGGUGAGUUGCUCUGCUUGAAGAUUAAAGCCCAGUUGGAGGAUUUGCUCUCCGACAGCCACCUGGCAGAGGACGGCUUCCUGCUGAAGCAUGUGCUGAAGAACAAGCAGGGCUACGUCAGUCUCAAGCUCCUCACUUGCUUGAGAAAGAUAAAGGUCCUGACCACAGACUGGCACAUAACUCUAGCAGCAGCAUUGUGCUCAGAAACUCUGGAGGUGAAUGAUGAAUGCACCAAAGUGAGGCGGAGAGAGCCGCUUCCCAAGUGGCUGCUGUGUUCCCCCACCAGCAAGCUUCUCCUCGCCUGGAACUUUACUGUGGAGGAAGCUGGAGAAGACGCAGCUGCCCGAGGCCUGGAGCACCCUUCUCUCGCAGAGAGGGCUCUCCAAAAGUUCAGUGCUCAUGGCAGCGUUACUUCACUCUGGAUCCUGCGUCCUGGCAAAGAGCUCCCCAUGGAGCUGCAGUGCUACACCAAGCGUCACAAAGAGCUCAGCCAACACUUGUGUGCAGUGGUGAAGUUUGAUCAUUUGGAGGAAGUUCGUAAAGCCUACAAUGCCCUGAAAGCAGAAGAGGAGGAGUCUAACAGUGAGGGCAUGCGUGUGGUAUGUUUGGGAUUCCAGUCAAUGCACCAUGUCACCAAAGAUGAACCAGCAGAGGAAAACAAUGAGGACCAAUCUGGGGACACACCUUCCCAGGAAAAUCCACUGGAAACCUCAGAGGAUUCAUUCCAGGAGGAACCCUCUUCGCCAGUUAAACUUUCUGACGAGACUCCAGACACAUCUCAGCCCCAAAAGCCCUCCGAUAAUUCCAUGCGAAGAACCUCUGAGCAGAUCUCCACCAGCUGUAAUAACCAGCCCUUCUCCUGUUUGAAUCAGAGGUACAGUAAGAAGAGCUGGUGCUCUGGAGACUGUGAUAUAGAGAAUUCUCAGAGCCCAUGGGUGCUGAGGCGCAGAAAUGCAGCCGGUGCUGGGCACAUGCACGCGCCUGUCUUGAUGCAGAGAGUGCUGCGUCAGCCCUUCGGCCCUGAUGGCACCAGGGGCUUUCGGGCCAGACUGAAGCUGCUGUAG
This is a messenger RNA of Epinephelus lanceolatus (giant grouper), 1119 nucleotides long. It is a transcript of the gene larp6b, whose product is annotated as La ribonucleoprotein 6, translational regulator b. The record is from RefSeq and is a predicted model, not a curated record. Gene Ontology annotation, molecular function: mRNA binding. Gene Ontology annotation, cellular component: nucleus. NCBI's taxonomy places the organism in Eukaryota, Metazoa, Chordata, Actinopteri, Perciformes, Serranidae.